AUGGCCGAGGGGGAGACCCUGCGCUCUGUCUCUCGCCCUCUGGCCAGGAGUCGGGCGCUAAGUCCCAGGAAACUUCCCGACUAGGCAGAUUGGGGGAUCGGUUUUUUUGUAUUAGUUUGUUUCUAUUUUAUUUAUAUUAUUGGUAUUAUUAUUAGUAUUAGUAUUCUCCUUGCCUUGCCUUCCCCUCGAGUGGCCUUUCCCCUUCCCAUGCGCGGAGAAGGACGGCGCUGAGCGGCUGAGCUUGGCUGGAGGAGGCGGACGGAGCUUCGGGGUUAGAGAUCUGAAACAAUGGGUGACUGGAACUUUCUGGGGAGACUAUUAGAGAAUGCACAAGAACACUCCACAGUUAUUGGCAAGGUUUGGCUGACAGUACUAUUUAUCUUCAGGAUUUUGGUCUUGGGGGCCGCUGCUGAGGAGGUCUGGGGAGAUGAACAAUCAGACUUUACAUGCAACACACAACAACCUGGUUGUGAAAAUGUCUGCUAUGAUGAAGCCUUCCCAAUCUCUCAUAUCCGUUUCUGGGUGCUGCAGAUCAUUUUUGUCUCCACGCCAACCCUCAUCUACCUGGGCCAUGUGCUUCACAUCGUGCGCAUGGAGGAAAAGAAAAAGGAGAAGGAAGAAGAAAUUAGGCAAAGGGGAAAUGGCAAGGAUACCAAUACCAGCCACCUCAAGGGAUCCAAAGGAGAAGGGGGCAGUGAUGUUAGCAGCAACAACAACAGGGAUCCACCUCCACGGAAAGAAGAGAAAUCACCACUCCGUGAUGAGCGUGGCAGGAUUCGGAUGGCAGGUGCUCUGCUGCGCACCUAUGUCUUUAACAUUAUUUUCAAAACUCUCUUUGAAGUUGCCUUUAUCGUGGGCCAGUAUUUCCUGUAUGGCUUUCAGCUGAAGCCACUCUACCGUUGUGGCCGCUGGCCCUGCCCAAAUAUUGUGGAUUGUUUCAUUUCAAGGCCCACAGAGAAGACUGUCUUCAUCAUCUUCAUGUUGGCUGUGGCUUGUCUCUCUCUGCUCCUCAAUAUGUUUGAGAUGUACCACUUGGGAUGGAAGAAGUUCAAGCAGGGCAUGACUAGAAGAUACAGCCGCACAGCACCUGCUCUGACCACGGUUGCAUCCAUUUCAGAAGUGGAGGACUCCAAACCUCUCUCCUCCUCAGCCUUGUCUCCAACUGCAGAGCCUCCGGUUGUCUCAGUCGUUCUGCCUGAAACCCGUACCAUCACCCCACUGGCUUUUCCUCAAGUCCAGCUGCCGCAUUAUACUGAGGCUACCGCUAGGCCUCAGCUACCCUCUGUUACAACCUCUCUGGUUGGAUAUCCAAGCGAGCCCCCGGCUGGUGAAGGGAUGUGCAAGGCCACUGUGCACACAGCAGUCUCGACACCUAUAGCAACCACGUCCUCCAUCCCUACCCCUUCCCCUGUCAUCAGCUCCUACUUCAACAGCCACACCCUGGCUCAUAAGCAGAAUUGGGCCAACAUGGCAGUCGAGCAUCAGAGGAAAAUGCUGCUUUCCAGCUCGCUUGCCUCUUCCACCCCCAGCAGCCUUCAACGAUCCCAUCCAGAACAAGAGGAAAGCUGUGAACACCCUCCACCUCCGCCUUCUUUGUCACCGGUCGCUGCCGCCAACAGCAGCAGCGUGAGCACCAGCUUGAGUGGGGGAAGCGGCAGCAAGUGGGAGGGAGAAGGUGAAGAAGACGAGCGGCCCAUGUCAGCCACCUGCACCCUGGUGGAGAUGCAUGACCCCCCUCUGCUCAUAGACUCACGUCGCUUGAGCAGAGCUAGUAAGUCGAGCAGCAGCAGGGCCAGGUCAGAUGACUUGACCAUCUAACUUGAUCCCUUGCACUUGGAGGGAGGGAUGGCAGAGGCAGCAAAAUGUAAAGGGGAACCCACAUGAGGAUUGGGUGGGAUCGGGUUGGGGAUGGGGAUAUAGGGAGGGUUAGACUAGGCUCGACCCCAGGACAGGGGGGAUAGGGGAGGCCAUGAUUCCAAACUGUUAAGUUUGUAGUUCUUGCAAUCUGUGGCUUGUAGUGGUGAUAGUGGUGAUGAUGGGAAGGAUUACUUAUCAAUGUUUUCUCGUAGGUCAGGAGUGGCUCUGGUGCAGCCCCUUGACCAAGGGACCAAUACAGCCAGAUCUUGCAAGGGGGGAAAGACUUCAUGUGCCAGCAGCAAGUGAGAACAUGCUGUUCAUAAGGCCAUACCCCCUGCAAAAAAUGUUUAGUUUUUAACAUCUGUCAUCUCUCUCUUUCCCUCACCACUGUUAUAUUUACUACCUUAGGUUCACAUUUAGUUCUUUCAAAGGAAGAACGGAGGGGGAAGGGGAAGGGAGAGGGAGGGGGAAUAAAUAUACAUAGGAAGCAGAGGCUUACUUUAUGUUAACCCAGGCAUGGGCAAACUUCAGCCCUCCAGGUGUUUGAACUUCAACUCCUAUUGGCUGUUAGGAAUUGUGGGAGUUGAAGUCCAAAACACCUGGAAAGCCAAAGUUUGUCCAUGCCUGCAUUAACCUUUCCUACCUGCCACCAAUAAUUUCCCUGGCAUGAAAACAACAAGAGAUCACAUGGGUCAAACAAGCAUAUUAAAAAGUAGCAGGCUUACAAUUCUCCUAUUUAAAUAGGACAGUUUCUACUUGUAAUAAUUUGCCAGUUCGAAUGGGUCUGGACUGGGCAAUAUGGAAGUAACUCCUCUUAUAGAUUUCAUCAUUCAUAGUUCAUUAAUUAGCAUUUUGGUUUUUUCUCCCUUUUCCUUCCCCCGUCCCUUGCCAUCCUUUGACUCUGGAUCUGUGUGGAAGUGUCAGUCUUGAAAUUCUUCUAUACAAUGUUUCCAAACCAUGAAUACAUAUUUUAAAUCUACGUGUUCUUUUUAAAUGUUUGGUUCUGUAUUCUGAAAUUAAUGCUGAAACUCCAAAAACAAAGAACUAAAGCACAUGUGUCUCAACAUACGACAUUGUCGAGUUUGAAAUACAGAAAAGAAAUUGUUCCGGUGUGUGGGGUUUAUUUGCCUUUUGUGGCAAUUAUGAGCAGAACUGUAGGGUGAACUCGGACUAUGUAUUUUGAAUGACUAGAUAGUUUUGAGUUAGUUGGGAAAAGUACUGAGAACACAAUUUGUCAGAGGUGAGAGUUUUCAAAUUAUAUUGAUUCAAAAGGAGAGAGUAAAGGAAGUAGGUGUGCCUCUAGUUAAAAUAAAUAGAAUUUAAAAGGAAUUAUUGUUGGCCAAUAGAAGUCAGUAGGGGUAAACCACAUUUGGCAAAAGCUUCACAUCAUGACCAUGGCUGCAAUCCUAAACAUGCAUAUUCCAUUUUUCUCAGUGGGGCUUAUUUCCAAGUACAUAUGUACAAGAUUGUGCUGUAGUGAAAUAUUAUGCUGCAUACCUGAAUACUCUAAAAAAUCUUUACAGGUUUCCAAUUAAUAUGUCAGUGUAUUUCUUUCAUCUCAUGGAAGAAGCAUACAGGGAUUUAAAAAGUAGCAUAUCUUACAGCAUAUUGUUGGCCAUUCCCAUAAAUGGAAAAUAACUUGUCUGCAGCAUAAUAAUAUGUCAAAAACAAACAAGUAGGACCUGACCCCGCUAAAUGUAGUUGUGCUCAACCCAUCUGGAAAAAAUGGAUUUGUGUUGUCAAAGGCUUUCAUGGCCGGAAUCACAGGGUUGCUGUGAGUUUUCCAGGCUGUAUGGCCAUUUUCCAGAAGUAUUCUCUCCUGACAUUUCACCCACAUCUAUGGCAGGCAUCCUCAGAAGUAGUGAGGUUUUGGAAACUAUAUAAACCCACUUGCCUAGUUUCCAACACCUCACAACAUCUGAGAAUGCCGCCAUAGAUGUGGACAAAACGUUAGGAGAGAAUGCUUCUGGAACAUGGCCGUACAGCCUGGAAAACUCGCAGCAACCCAAAAAUGUAUUUGCUAGUUGCAACUUAACUUGGCUUCUGUGGGGUUUAAGUUCUACUAACUGCCUUUGAAACCAGAUCCAAAAUCGAAUGUGUUUAUGUUUAACUGUUUUUGACCUACUUUUGGUGCUUCCCUUGUCUGUAAAUUAAAGGAUUACAUUGUUUAGAAUUAGGAAAUACAUUUGAAUAUACUGUGACUGAAUUUCACUUUCUGAAUCUGAUUCAGAAGUGAUGCAGAGUAGAUACAUUAUCUGUGAAACAUCCUCAUAGAGAUGCAAUUCACUGCCAAUUACAAGAAGCACAUUUCUGUGCAUUUUUACUCAGAAGUCAGUCUUAAUUUUUUGGAGCCAACUUUCAAGUAAGCAUGGGUAGGAUUGCAGCCUAUGUUAAUCAGUGAAGCUGAGGACAGAAAAUUUUAGAAUACACUUGUAUAAAGAAGACAUUUCAAACAUAACAUUGAGCAUCUAGCUCAGGCAUGGGCAAAUUUUGUCCCUCCGGGAGUUUUGGACUUCAACUCCCACAAUUCCUAACAGCCUCAGGUCCUUUCC
Anolis carolinensis (green anole) is the source of this 4409-nucleotide messenger RNA. RefSeq names its product gap junction protein alpha 3 (gene gja3). The record is from RefSeq and is a predicted model, not a curated record. Gene Ontology annotation, molecular function: gap junction channel activity. Gene Ontology annotation, cellular component: connexin complex. Lineage: Eukaryota; Metazoa; Chordata; Lepidosauria; Squamata; Anolidae. The coding region runs from base 289 to 1818 and encodes 509 amino acids. Gene Ontology annotation, biological process: cell-cell signaling. The transcript has 2 exons.